Molecule: messenger RNA, 4128 nt
Organism: Hirsutella rhossiliensis
Lineage: Eukaryota; Fungi; Ascomycota; Sordariomycetes; Hypocreales; Ophiocordycipitaceae
Product: SMC proteins flexible hinge domain-containing protein
Exons: 6
Coding region: 1-4128 (1375 amino acids)
Biological process (GO): mitotic chromosome condensation
Cellular component (GO): chromosome
Molecular function (GO): ATP hydrolysis activity; ATP binding; protein binding
Source: RefSeq, a predicted model, not a curated record
AUGUCAGCGUCGACUCCCGCGCGGCCGUCGCGGCGCGCCGCGACCAGACGAACGGCCAUCGUUGACUCCGACUCCGAAGACGAUCUGACGCCAAGUCCUGAGGAUGCCUCGAGGAAUCCCUCGCCGCGCAAGCGCAAGAGCGUGGCUCCACGGGCCUCCAUCGCCCCUACCCCGGACCUCGCGCCGCCGACUCCGAAGCCGUCCAUGUCUCCCGAAGCGUCGCGGCUUCAAGCCUCUCCCUUGGCCGACAUCACCGCUGCGAGUGUGAAUACCCAGAAUGCAGAUGAUAAUAAGGCCGCCUCCAUCAAGCCUGUCAAGCCAUUCGAUACGGUCAUGGACAAGCCCAUGGAUAUCAUGCUCAAGCAACGAACAGUAACCGCACCUGCUGUUGAGGAGACUUCCGCGCCCAAGCCCCGCAUCGUACUCACCUAUCUGAUCCUCAACAACUUCAAGAGUUACGCUGGCCGUCAGGAGGUCGGCCCGUUCCAUGCUUCAUUUUCAUCCGUCGUCGGCCCCAAUGGCUCGGGAAAGUCCAAUGUCAUCGAUUCCUUGUUAUUCGUUUUCGGCUUCCGUGCCAGCAAGAUGCGGCAGGGCAAGAUCUCGGCCUUGAUUCACAACUCGGCGCAACAUCCUAACUUGGAGUAUUGCGAGGUCGAGGUCCACUUCCAAGAGGUCAUGGACCAGUCUCAGCCUGGUGGCGGCCACGAGGUUGUCCCCGAUUCCGCAAUGAUUAUCUCGCGCAAGGCGUUCCGCAACAAUUCGAGCAAAUACUACAUCAAUGGCAAGGAAUCCAACUUCACGACGGUGACGACGCUUCUCCGCGACCGCGGCGUCGAUCUCGAUCACAAGCGUUUCCUGAUCCUCCAAGGCGAGGUGGAGUCGAUUGCGCAGAUGAAGGCAAAGGCCGCCAAUGAGCACGAAGACGGCCUUCUCGAGUACCUGGAGGACAUUAUUGGAACUUCCAAGUACAAGUCCGCCAUUGAGGAGUCUGCCACCGAAGUCGAAGCGCUGAAUGAAGUCUGCAUGGAAAAGAGCGGUCGCGUUCAGCAUGUCGAGAAGGAAAAGCACAGCCUCGAGGACAAGAAGGACAAGGCCCUCGCCUACAUCCGAGAUGAAAACGAGUUGACCAUGAAACAGUCCGCUCUCUACCAGCUGUUUCUACAUGAGUGCAAUGACAACAUCUCUGUCACCGAAGAGGCUAUCAGCCAAAUGCAAGCCCAGCUUGACGACGAGCUCGAGAAGCACCAUGGAGGCGAGCAGGUAAUCAAGGACCUGGAGAAGCAGUACACCACGGGCACCAAGGACUUUGAGACGCAGGAAAAGCAGACGCAAGCCUUGGUCAAGGAAAUGGCCAAGUUUGAGCAGGAACGUGUCAAGUUCGACGAGAAGCGCAAGUUCCUGGAAGACAAGAAGAAGAAGCUGGAAAAGACGAUCAGCAAUGCCGAGAAAUCGACAGCCGACGCCGAGGAGACGAUCGAGCAAGGCAAUCUGGACAUUGAGACACGGACCCAGGAAGUAGCAGCGCUGGAAGAACAAAUCGCAGCCAAGCAAAAGUCGCUGGAGCCCUGGGUGGAGAAGAUCAACCAGAAGCAAUCCGCGAUUGCUGUGGCAGAGAGCGAAAUGAACAUACUCCAAGAAAAAGCCAAUGCUGGUGCAGUGGCGCUCGACGAGUUGCAGGCCAAGACGACUUCUAUCGAGGAGGCCAAGGCUGCCAAGGCCGAGGAAUUCGAGGCUUGCCAGGCUGAAAAGGAGGAGCUACUCCAAGAGGCCAACAAGAUGACCUCGGAACUGCAGGUGCUCUCAGAGCAGGAACCCAAAAUGCGAUCCAAAAUCUCCAACGCCCGCCAAAAGGCCGACGAGGCCCGCUCGAGUCUGGCAAGCACACAGACGCGAGGAAAUGUCCUGACAGCCCUCAUGCGCAUGAAAGAGUCGGGCCGUAUCGACGGCUUCCAUGGCCGACUGGGAAAUCUCGGUGCCAUCGACCAAAAGUAUGACGUCGCUGUCUCGACGGCCUGCCCGUCGCUGGACAACUUUGUCACAGAGACGGUCGAGGCCGGCCAACAAUGUAUCGAGUAUCUGAGGAAGAACAGCCUUGGCCGCGGCAACUUUAUCUGCUUGGACAAGCUGAGAGCACGAGACUUGUCGCCCAUACAGACACCCGAAGGCGCGCCCCGUCUAUUCGACCUCGUCAAGGCCAAGGAGGACAAGUUCCGCCCAGGAUUCUACCAUGCGAUGCAGGAUACUCUGGUCGCCAAUGACUUGGCUCAGGCCAACCGCAUUGCGUACGGGGCCAAGAGAUGGCGUGUCGUCACCCUCGACGGCGAGCUAAUCGACAAGUCCGGAACCAUGUCUGGUGGUGGCUCGACCGCGAGAAAGGGCCUCAUGUCUUCCAAACUCGUCGCGGAGACAACAAAGGAGCAAGUGACUAAGCUCGAGGAUGACCGUGAUGCGUGGGAAACCAAGUUCAAGGAGUUUCAGGAGUACCAGCGGGAGUGCGAGGGAAGGUUGAGAGAGUUGAAUGAGAAAAUCCCGCAGCUCGACACAAAGAUGCAAAAGAUUGGCCUGGAGAUUGAGAGCGCCACGCGAAACCUCGCCGACGUCCAGCGACGCAUUGGGGAGAAGGAGAUCACCAAACUCAAUGCCGAGAUUGAGCAACUUCGCGGAGAGACCGCCAGCGUCGAGCAGGAGAUCAAGGCGUUGCAAGACAAGAUCAUGGAGGUGGGAGGCGAGAAGCUACGAGCUCAGAGGGCCAAGGUGGAUCGACUCAAAGAAGAAAUCACGUCACACAGCGAAGACAUGUCCAACACCGAAGUCCAGCGAGCCAAGGCGGAGAAGCAAAAGGUCAAGCUCGGCAAAGAUGUGGCCAAGGCAACCAAGGAGAAGGACGCGGCCGUCAAAGACCUAGAGAAGCUCGAGAACGACAUCAACAACCAGGGCGAAAAGGCCGAGGAGCUCAAAAGUCGCGCCGAGAAGGCCGAAGAGGGCCUCGCUGCGACGAAAAAGGAACUGGUGAAAUUCAAGAAGGAGCUGGAUGAGAAGACGUCCGAGCUGAAUGAGAGUCGUGCCGUCGAGAUUGAGAUGCGCAACAAGCUAGAGGAGAACCACAAGGCGCUUGCCGAAAACCAGAAAAGACUGCGCUACUGGGAUGAGAAGCUUUCCAAGCUUGCUCUGCAAAACGUGGAAGAUCUCGUUGGCGAACCGACCCCCUCGGCCCCCGCGCCCGUCGAGGAUGAUGAGGCAACGCGUAACGAAGCUGCCUCGACAACUGAGCAAGACGUUGACAUGACCGAGGCCUCGAACGAGGAGGAUGUUGAUAUGACGGACGCCCCGUCGGAGCAAGAGGAAGCAAAGGCGCAACCCACCAGCCAGCCACACGAACUGCCCAGGUACACCCCAGACGAACUUGCUGGCAUGAGCAAGGAGACGCUCAAGGGGGAGAUUGCGGCGCUGGAGGAAAAGACGCAGAAUGUCAACGUGGAUCUCGGCGUCCUGGCCGAGUACCGCCGCAGAGUCGAGGAGUACGCCGCCCGUUCGUCCGACCUCCAGUCGGCUAUCGGCCAGCGCGACACGGCUAAGAAGCGAUGCGAUGACCUCCGCCGGUUGCGGCUGGAAGGCUUCAUGGAAGGCUUCAGCGCCAUUUCGCUCCGCCUCAAGGAAAUGUACCAGAUGAUAACCAUGGGCGGCAACGCCGAGCUGGAACUGGUGGACAGCCUCGACCCAUUUAGCGAGGGCAUCCUGUUCAGCGUCAUGCCGCCGAAGAAGAGCUGGAAGAACAUAGGCAACCUGUCUGGCGGAGAGAAGACGUUGAGCAGCCUGGCCCUCGUGUUUGCGUUGCACCACUACAAGCCCACGCCGCUGUACGUCAUGGACGAGAUCGACGCUGCCCUGGACUUCAGAAAUGUCUCCAUCGUUGCCAACUACAUCAAGGAACGGACAAAGAACGCCCAAUUCGUCGUCAUUUCACUACGCAACAAUAUGUUUGAGCUUGCCGCGCGCCUUGUCGGCGUGUACAAGGUCAACCACAUGACGAAGAGCGUGACGAUUGAGAAUAAGGACUAUAUCUCGCGGGCUCAGCCGACGCAACGGGCGGCUGGCCCCGGGCAGACAACGACGCUACCUCUGAGGUGA